CUGAGCGUCGCCCGCUUGGGAUUGUUUGCUCGUGCUCAGGUCUCUGUAUCGAAGAAAGUGUGCUGCUGUGCUGUAUGAGGUUUAAGAACCAGCCAGCAGGCCCAGCAAAGCGGAUUUGGUUUUAUUGGCCCCUCCGCCAUCCCUGCUUCCGGCUGUGCGGGCAGUAGUAAGUGAUUCAACAGCUGGAAGCCAGUGGUGCCUCGUUACUAGUUACCAGUGAAGCCGUUUAGGGAGACCUGUGCAGCGCUGCAACAUAUAUACGCAUAAAGUGCUAUUUAUAGGAAAAAGGAGCAGUGGAUUAAAUUUUUCUAGUGACGCAGUUUGGUUAGGAUGUGAAGUGUUUGGGGUUGAAAAAUCUGCUGAUUUGGCAGCCGAUGCAAGAAAGCGCAACCGAGUCCAUAGGAGAUUCGCCGCUAGCCAAGAAAAGUGUAAUCAAUUGUGUAACGAUUGGUAGCCCGUCGUUUUGAUGGUGAAUGUUGAUGGUGAAAUUUUUUCCACGAGUCUAGCUAAAGUUUGAUAGUUGUGUAAGUGUGUUGGAACUGUAACAGCAUCGUCGCAGCGAGUGAGACAGUGUUUUCUCUUGAAGCUACCUAAUUCAGCAGCAUACUGUUGCGUUUUAUUAGUUCAAUUAGCACCAGACAGGAUUACGAUGGAGGGGCGUUGAACAAGUCGUACGCGCUGGAUCAUUGGCCUGAUAGGAGAAACCUUGGGAAAGUUACAUCGAUCAAAGAUCACAUGACUGGUCGCAAUGUGUAAAAUCCCAUUAUGGCCCUGGUUAGCCAUAGCAUGGAGAUGGAGGGUAGUGCUGGUGUGGAGCUUACUACUACAAAACUGUUGCGCCAGUCCCGCACAGUUAAGUGGUUUAAGAACAAACGAUGGAAGCACUAGCGGCGUGACUGGAAGUGGAUCCGGCCCAGCAGGAGCCGGUAGCAUGGGAGCAGCUGCCGGCAGAACUAGCUCCCUUACUGGUGCAAGCAAAGUUAGCGUGGAGGCAAUUGAAGAUUCACUUCAGACGAUUCACGACAUCGCCACCGAGAACUUGGGCACUCUCUGCCUUAGCAAGCAGUAUCGCCCGCUGCGGAUUACACUGAACCCGGAGCGUUACACCGGUGCCCGCCAGAAGGCCGACCUGGCAGCAGUUGUACUUCAGGAUGUGGGAGUUGCACGACACAAUGGUCUCCUAGACGCCCUUGCGAAGGGUCUCCUAUCGGAUCUGCACGUGACGAGCGCCCGUAUUCUUUCUAUCAACAUUUCCGAUGGUAUUGUGAUGAAUUCGGCAUGGUGGAACAAACCAACCUCCGGUAUGGCUGGUCCCCUUCGGAUAGAUGAAGAAGGAAUUGCUGUCGGAAAAGCACCCGAUACAAACUAUCCUUGGUUCGAAGACGAAACUUCUUCACCGGGACUGCGAUCUCCCAAGUUCGCACCCUCACCACUUAACAUAUCGUUCCGGGGCUGGUGGACUUAUCCGUACUACUCCUGUAGUCACAAAAAAUGGAUAUUGUCCUACAGCGUUGCAAUACCACCGAUGGGAAGGCAUGGAUUACGUGGUUUCCUUAGCAUCGACAUCGACAUUUCCGACCUGCAGGUUAACCAGUGCGACAAUCCAAACAAGCUUGAACUGAUGAGCUACAAUCACCACCUGAGACAAUACUACCCGUUCGUACGGAACAUCAAACUCAGCGACGAAGAUCAACUCCACCAGAUUGAGGCGUUUCAUGGGUCGCACAAAUGCCAUGUACACAGUAUGCGCUGCGUUUAUCGACCGGUGUUCGUGAACGUGGUCACAGCAGUCAAUUUGAACUAUAAUCACUACAGUAACACAAGCAGUUUUAGUAAUGCCAACAGUAGCAGUAGUAGUAGUAGUGGCAGCACGGCAGCUAUGAUAAAAAAGAAUCUGAAAAUUAUCCAAGGCUGGACUCGGGGCGCCUAUGAGUGCAGGUGUAAAGAUGGCUUCUUUUCGGCGCCGCAUCCUCGUGGAUUCAAUGGAAGCAUCAUGGAAGUUGCCUAUCAGGAAUAUAGGGAUAACAUCAGCACUUACUACGAGGAUGUUUUCGUGUGCGUCCGGUGUGCACCUGGCUGUGUAACCUGCGCCGGACCGGAAAAGUGUCUGGCCAACUACAAUUGGAUAUUCAGAACAACCCUUCUCACGUUUUCGGUGAUGUGCGCCGGCUUCACCGUGCUCCUCGCACUGUACAUGUAUCAGCACCGCAAGGUUAAGGUUUUCAAGGUGGCCAGUCCGAUAUUCCUAACGAUUACCCUGCUCGGUUGUGCCUUCAUGUAUCUGGAGAUGGCUGCCAUCUUUCCGAUUCUGGACACCUACUCGUGCAUCGCCACCAAGUGGACACGGCACAUGGGCUUCUGUGUCACCUACACGGCCCUGCUGAUGAAAACCUGGCGAGUUUCGCUGACCUACCGGGUUAAGUCGGCACACAAGGUCAAGCUGACGGACCAUCAGUUGCUGCAAUGGAUGGUGCCAAUUCUGCUGGUCAUGUUCAUCUUUCUGGGCACCUGGACCCUGUCGGCGCCACCGUUUGCCGAAAAUAUCGUCGACCAGAAUGGACUAAUAUUCAAGCAAUGCUCGUACAACUGGUGGGACCAUAGCUUGGCCAUCGGUGAGGUGCUAUUCCUGGCCUGGGGUAUCCGGGUCUGCUACAACGUACGCAAUGCCGAAUCGCUGUACAACGAGGCCCGGCUCAUCUCGUACGCCAUCUACAACAUCGCGCUCGUCAACACCACCAUGGUUGCAUUCCACUUAUUCAUCUUCCCACAAGCGGGUCCAGACAUUAAAUACCUGCUUGGUUUCAUCCGAACCCAGCUCAGCACAUCGGUUACGAUCGCACUGGUGUUCGGUCCGAAAGUGCUCCGAAUACUACGCGGACAGGGAGACCAGUGGGAUCAGCGAGCUCGUAAACGGGGCAUAACCGCAUCGUUCUCGCUCAACGGCAUCGGUCUGGUUCCCGAAGAAACCGCAGAUCUAUACCAGGAAAACGAAGAGCUGAAGGAAGAAAUUCAAAAACUCGCUGCUCAAAUUGAAUUCAUGAAGAUUGUUCACAUGGAGAUGAACAAUCGCCACCUCAAACCGAAACCGGGAGGCUAUUUCACGCUGAAAAGUCCUCUCGGCAAAAGCAUCGGCGGCAGUGGGCUGCACUCAUCCCACAAGCACAAGCACCCGCCGAAGGAGGAUUCGCUCAAGGAGAACAGUGGUAUCACCGAGGACGGACACAGCGGCACCAACAGCUGCUACUCCGGGACAGCGAAUUCGAUCGGGCAGUACCCUGCCAGUUCGCCGGACCCGUGGCUGGAAGUUAGCUGAAAGUUUAUCUUUCCCCGUCAUCUCAGCAAUCACAUCGUGAACAGCAGCCAGAAACUUUCGUUGACCUACAUUGGAUUUUAUUUGUCGCUGCAACCGCUACAGUUGUGACAGACGACGGUCCCUCGGGCACUGGCACCGAUUUCCCGACGAAAACCUGCAGCAGCGCCUAGUAGGUACGAAGCCAUCCCCACGGCAUCAGCCACGAAAAACAGUGCAAAACAACCCUUCGGUAAUUAAAUUGGAACUCAAUUAUGUACGUGUGCUGUAUCAAACUGCCUUCGAUGAAAAACAAUGCACAUUAUAGCUCCUUCAGCCGGCGUUACCCGACACGUUGCGCGCACCGAACUCCCGCGUGCCAUUUCAAGGUUUGAUCACACAGAUAGAGAGCGGGAGCGGGAACACGCAAUCAGGGCAAUUAGUCGAGUCUUCCUCGGUGGAUCGCUAGAUGUUUGCGACAAUAAUAUUCUGACCUACACACAGGAUGGCAAUUUUUUUUUUUUUUUUUUUAUGCAUAUCUGUGUAGGAACUCGGACAAAGAUGAAACCAACUAGUGAGAUUUAUAUGCCGAAUAUAAGAAGUUUAGCUUCAGGAUAGAUCAGUGAGGAUGCAAAUUAUUAGUAAAGUAGACUGUAGCCAUUGGACUCAAUAGAGGGACUAGUAGAGAAUUGUAUGUCUCAUACAUGGACACGUCUACCUUUCGAGCGAAGGUGUCUUUUUUCUAGAACAAAUGGAGUGUGUUGUGGAAAAAAAUCAAUUAUUACCUUCGUUUGUGUACUGAAUCAAAUUAGUUCCCAGAUUCCCUUGGAUGAUUGUUUUGAAGAUAUCUAAUUUAUUUAUAUUUUGUUGACGUAAGCCUGAGAUUAUCAAGAAAUUUGCUUCGAUUAAAUGUAGGUAAAAAAGCAAGAAGGAAGAAAAACAUUACCUUUACAAUUUUUACUUGAUUCCAAAAAUCUAAACUUUCUUGGAUUUUUAAUUAUAUAUUUUGUGCCGAAUAACUCAGAUAUUAGAAUAAUUUUUCAGUGAAAAUCAAUUGUGACCCCACUUCUAGCCUUUUUUUAGCGCUGGUAAGUAAAUCUUUAGAAGGUUAAGCGUAUCCCAGUACCAAAAAACAUGUAGGCAACCUGAAGUCAAUUGCAGAUUUAUUUUCACCCACAGGCUCAAUUUCUAAACAAACAAAAUAAUUUAACGUUUCAUGCUGGCACGAGAAAUAAAUGUUCGUUCGUCGAUGUGUAACACAAGUAAAUACCAAAACAGAACCAAAGAUUCCCAUCACCAUAAAACAAUCAACCCACCCAAAGACGAUGACUAGUCGAGGAUCUACAUAUAUAUCACAAUAAUGAUAACAGAAAGCUAAAACCUAUUUUCCGCGACAAAAAUCUAUUUUCAGCACAAAACACACCGUUCGAUGUCACCAGUGCAAAAAUUCUAUUAUUUUAGUUGAAGUGAAAUCUUUAUUCACUAUGCAGCUGGAUUAUUUUUAAACGUGAAAGACUUAUCUAAGAAAACUAAUCAAAACCUGAGCCAUUUUAACAAUAUCGAAAAACCGAACGUUUGUUGUUAAAUGCUAAGAUGUUGAAAAGGAUAAAAAAUAUUUUAGGAACAUGUUUAGCGUUAGGAUGACGAUCGAAAUUAAUACACACAACCCAACUCAGUCAAUAGAAAAAAGAAGAGUGGAUGGCAAGAAUAAAUAAGGAGUCUUUACAGAGAGCAAAUACAAGCCCAUAGGGAAAUUGAUGUGAUAACACCCGUUCGACGCAGAAGGUCUACUUUCGCCGCCGUACAUUUUUCACAUAUUAGCCUCUUAAGUCGUGCUCCAUUUCCUUCCUAGCUAAUGGGGUUUCUGGUGGGUGGAAUGUAUUUUGUCGUUCUAGCUCGUUUUUUUUCCAGAAUGCUGGAAGUUUCAGUGGAAGCCAACAGAUAGUGUAAAUUCCUCCGAGGCAAAAGCGUGCGGGAAUAAUAAGCAUGUGUUUGGUUUGGACAUCGUCUCAUUUAUCCCGAGCUCAAAGUUCGAAUAAACCAAUUCCAUUUCUAUCUUGCCCGUAGCGAUGCGAACUUAUGCAUACUUCCAGAAACAGUUUUAUCUUUAUUCUGGUUUAUGACUGGUGCGAUUUUGAUUCAAGCAAAAAUCAUUACCAUUCAAAUUUUGUAGUUGUUUUUUUUUGUUCUCAUUAAAGAAAGGGACAACAUUAAAAAAUGACGAAGUAUUUUAAAGUAGAUUACCUCUAACUUUUCAAUAUUGGGUUUCCGUUUCAAAAGUGUCUGCUAAGAAAUUUUGCCAGCUUUUGAAUUCGAAUAACUUUCCUUCUACUGAACGAAAUCGCAAUAUUGUUGCACUUUGCACUAUCUGAUCGGAAAUAUGUGCAAGUCUUUUACAUCCAAUUUCGCAAUAUGUACAAAAUGGGAAAAUUCGAAAUUUGCUAGCCAAUUUCAGCCGUCAAAAAGGAACAUCUAAGCAUUUUAUCACAUACGGCUAAGUUAUUUAUAGAAGUCACGCGUGCCUGUUUUGUAUCAGUCGACGCUCACUUGCCAAACGAGCAACAUGUUGACUGUAUUGUACGAACGGUACCAGGGAUACCAAAUAUACAGAAUCAUAUGUAUUUAUACAGAUUUUCUUCCCAUUUUUGGCUCAUGAAUCUGUAUACAGACAUACAGCUUUUUCGUUGAACCAAAUUGCUGAGAUACGGUGAUACAAAAGCGAUUGUAAAGAAAUAUGGUUUUUACUUUCAGUUACUCCAUUCUCCCCUAUUCUUAAAUUAGACCAAUAAUUUCUAUUUACCUUCAUUUUGAGGGUGCCCAGUAAACGAAAUGGGGACUAGGUUAAAAAAGAUGCUGGCGAGCGGUAGACUAUUGAAGCUUUGCUCUAGGCUACUUGCUGUAACUUUCCGUUUAAUGGAAAAAUUAAAUAAAAAUGUAAAAUGCAAGCUAAAUUGCGGUUUCACGAAAGCUGGGUUUAAUAUUCUGUAUUUCUGAAAAAUUACAUCCAAAUAUCGAAUGCAUAAGAAACAUAAAAUUGUGUCGACAAGGUUUUGACGACUUUUAUUGGUACACUGAUUUAAAAAAAAUCAUGCAUCGUUAAUUUUUAGAUUUUUCCACAUUUUUUUUGUCUAAAUAUUGGGCAUAAAUUGUCUAAUUUUCAUAACAAAUAUUAAGAGUAAACAAAGUUAUAGUAUAUUGAAUUUAGCGUUUCGGGAAACAAAAUUUAAUCCAGAAUUGUAUUGUGCCCAUUGAACAUUUUUAUGGUUUCAUAUAAAAGUUAUGUUGUAAAAUAAUAAACCAAAAUAAAAUUCAUGUGAUGAGUGAGAAACUCCACGAGAAACCGGCCGACCGCAAUUUUUUUAUCGAUUACUGUAUUUUAAACAGUAAAAAUAUCUGAGAACGAGUUACAGGAAAUGAAUACUUCUAUACGAAAAAUAUAAACACUGAAAAAACUUUAUGUUAAAAAUAAAAAUUGCAAAAAAUAUUUUCUCUUAACCCAUUAUUGCCCAACUUAUUUUUCACGCGCAUCACAAAUUGUGUUUUCUGAUCGAAGAAAAAUGAUGUAGUCAUUCCAGUAAAUUUAUUUUUGUACUCAAAGUAGCUGAUAUAAUAAGGAACAACCAGUGAAAAUUUAAGAUUGAUCGGUUAACCGGUUCCUGAGAUAUCGUGAUGGCUGCGGAUGAACUUUUCAACAAAAUACAACUCCGAGAUAAUCGAGUUUUACUGUCGGUGCAGCGUGUCAACGGUCUAGCGUAUCAAACACUACGCACCGCCUACGAGUGGUCAAUGGGUAGCAGUCUAUGAAUAGCUGUAACUCAAGUUGUAGUAUUCUGAUCUUAAUGAAAUUUUGAGAAAAUUUUCCUCAGCGUAUGUAGUUUCAGAAUAUCAAAUUUACAAAUAUUCGAUUUUUUUUCAUCCUAACAAACCCUUUAAGGAAAAAUUGAUUAAAAACAAAACAUAAACACCGGUUAAACCACUCUAACUUCUCUAAACAUAUUCUGCAAGAGUAUAUGAACAGUAUUAACUCUUUGAUAAUGCCUGUUCUGCGUUAUUACUUGAGUAAUAGGAGUUAUUCUUAGCACCUACUAUAUAUAGUAGGUUGGGCAAUAAUGGGUUAAUUUUUUGUACAAAACCUAAAGAGAAGAAAUACAUUUUGAAUGUGAUUGCAUCAUGAAGAACUUACCGGGAAAAAAGUUUUUCUAAGGAUGACUUUAUACAUGUUU
Molecule: messenger RNA, 7512 nt
Organism: Topomyia yanbarensis
Lineage: Eukaryota; Metazoa; Arthropoda; Insecta; Diptera; Culicidae
Product: probable G-protein coupled receptor CG31760
Exons: 12
Coding region: 749-3313 (854 amino acids)
Biological process (GO): G protein-coupled receptor signaling pathway
Cellular component (GO): membrane
Molecular function (GO): G protein-coupled receptor activity
Source: RefSeq, a predicted model, not a curated record